AAGUUCAGGUAUCUCACAUUGUUGCAUCUAAUCAAUGGCCGGGGAUGGUGUAAAGCCUAUUGCUUCUCUUCUUCUAGUCCUCAACUUCUGCAUGUAUGCCAUAGUGGCAACCAUUUCAGGUUGGGCCCUCGACGUUGCCAUCCAUCGGGGUUUCACCAUAGGACCGGGAUUUGAAGUUCCAGCUCACUUCUCGCCGAUAUUCUUUCCAAUUGGGAAUGGCGCGACCGGUUUUAUGGUGAUAUUUGCACUGGUAGCUGGAGUUGUUGGUGCAGCUACAGCCAUCGCCGGAGUCGACCACAUCCGCUCCUGGAACUAUGAUAGCUUGCCAUCGGCAGUAUCUUCUGGUAUUGCAGCAUGGGCUCUUACUUUACUUGCAAUGGGUUUGGCAUGCAAAGAGAUUGAAUUGGAGGGGAGAAAUGCUCGGCUGAGAACCAUAGAGGCUUUCUUAAUCAUUCUUUCAGCAACACAGCUCAUAUACAUUCUUGUCAUACAUGGAGCAAGAACAAGGGCUUGAAAGCUGAAACUGUUUGGACUGAAGGUUUCUUCAUCAUCAUUUUUUCUCAUCGAAUUCUCCAGACCUCCUUUAUGCAUUCCAAGUGAGGUCAGAGAUUAUUGGCUUGUGCUGUGUGAUUAAGCAUGAAUACUCAAGGCUUGGGCUUGAUGUUGUUGGAGUGACUUUAGUAUGGAUGUGUCCUAGUAAAUGUGCAAAAGAUAUAUCAUUAUUUAAAUGUUCGACAGAUA
Molecule: messenger RNA, 741 nt
Organism: Elaeis guineensis (African oil palm)
Lineage: Eukaryota; Viridiplantae; Streptophyta; Magnoliopsida; Arecales; Arecaceae
Product: membrane protein PM19L
Source: RefSeq, a predicted model, not a curated record